Drosophila elegans is the source of this 486-nucleotide messenger RNA. It is a transcript of the gene Sec61beta, whose product is annotated as protein transport protein Sec61 subunit beta. Gene Ontology annotation, biological process: intracellular protein transport. Bases 140 to 442 code for a protein of 100 amino acids. The transcript is spliced from 3 exons. The record is from RefSeq and is a predicted model, not a curated record. Gene Ontology annotation, cellular component: Sec61 translocon complex. Lineage: Eukaryota; Metazoa; Arthropoda; Insecta; Diptera; Drosophilidae.
CACCACCAAAGUGACGUGGAACGAAAAAAGACGAAGCCACACGAAGCCGAGGCGAGCACGUCAGUUCACAAGAUUCAGAUUCCACUUCGCCUGUUCACAUUUUCCAGAUCGGUCGGUCCAGAAAAACAAAUAGCCCAAAAUGCCCGCUCCUGCAAGUUCGACGUCCGUUGGCAGCGGAUCGCGCUCGCCCAGCAAAUUAUCGGCGCCACGUAGCGCCGGAUCCGGAGGCGGCAGCACCCUGAAGCAGCGCAAGACCACCACCAGCACUACGGCGGCCCGGAGCCGUGCACCCGGCGGAGCUGGAACAGGUGGCAUGUGGCGCUUCUACACGGACGACUCGCCCGGAAUCAAGGUUGGACCCGUGCCCGUGCUGGUCAUGUCGCUGCUCUUCAUCGCAUCCGUCUUCAUGCUGCACAUCUGGGGCAAAUACAAUCGUUCUUAAGCCAUUCAAUUCAAUAGCCAAUAAAAUACUUUCACCUCAACGAA